Messenger RNA from Closterium sp. Yama58-4, 453 nucleotides. Lineage: Eukaryota; Viridiplantae; Streptophyta; Zygnematophyceae; Desmidiales; Closteriaceae. The record is from the annotation of a GenBank genome assembly.
AUGGUGAUGCUGAUGAUGCUCCCCGUCAGUGCUUCAUCUUCAUCUUCAUCCUCAUCUGCUUCUGCGUCUGAGGCCUCGAGUCUGGUUGCCAAGCCCUUGGCACGAAAAUUCAAGACUGUGGAAAAAUACGUGGCUAAGAUGCGACCUACUGUGCUCAAGGGGAAAGUGAUUGGCUGCAAAGGUGCCUCGGGAAAAAUGGUCAUGAAGGUCGUGAGGUAUUCAGCAACAAAUUACCAAUACUCCUUUACCGUCAACCUCAUGAAGCUCCAAAAUGGCGGAGCCUUACCUGCCUCCGUCGGUUACGCCACUGCCUGCACUGGUAGAACGAAUGCCGAUAUGAUAUCUUGGCAUAACCUCACGACUGACAAGCAAGGUCGCGCCAAGCGUUACAGCUUCCAAGGCUUUGCAUUUUCCGGGGGGCCUCUGGCUGACGUUCAUCGGUGCAGCUGCUGA